GUCGUAGCAAUAGCAAUAGCCCGCGACUUGUAGACAAUCGCUGAUCGCAGUUCAAAACACCGAGGUCGUGAUGGCUCGCGUGUGUAUGCUACUGCUUUGUUUGUGUCUAGUGGGAUGGUCUUCUGGAAGCUCAAGACAAAAACGCAUCGUUGGAGGAGAGCCCGCUAGUCCACCUCCUCCCGGAGCAUCGGAGGACGAAAACGUUGUGGAAAACCCGGCGUUAACCUCUGUCCAGCCGGUUAAGCCUACGACAACCACGACCACCACUAGACCGCGGUUGCCAGCAGACGACGGAGGCCCCAUCGUGUUCCUACGGAGAGGUCGGCGGCAGGCGAGGGUGACUGGAGUGAAAGAACCAGAGGGAAUCUACGCCUUCAAAGGGUUGAGGUACGCUCGGCCUCCAACUGAGUCUUUGCGUUUUCAGCGGCCACGGAAGUUUAAGCCCGAUGGAGAGUUGGAAGCCAAAGCACACGGACCGCCUUGUCCACAGACAAUCGGGGAUCACCAGGUCGUCAUCGGCAAUGAGGACUGUCUCUUCCUCGACGUGUACACACCUCAGCUCCCUCGUUCAAGUGACACUGCCAGAACUUCUACACAGCAGAAAGGAUACCCGGUGUUGUUCUGGAUCCACGGAGGAGGAUUCCGCCGAGGAGCGGGCUCCCAGUAUGGCCCAGCACAUCUUUGUAAGAAGGGAGUCGUCGUUGUCACUAUUCAGUACCGGCUUGGCUCUCUUGGGUUCCUCAGUGCAGGACGUGAAGAGCUCCCUGGAAACGCUGGAUUGUUUGACAUCCUCGCGUCCCUAGACUACACUCGCCGCUACAUUCAGUUCUUUGGAGGAGACCCUUCACGCAUCAUACCAGCUGGACAGGGUACAGGGGCUAGUGUUGCCAUGAUGCUCGGCCUAUCACAGUUCUCUAAAGGGUUUAUCCGUGGAGUGAUCGCCAUGAGUGGUUCAGCCAUCUCCUCGUUUGCUGUUGACCAAGAACCAGAGAAGACGUCUCGUAGCGUCUCAGCUGUGGAGGAGACUUGCCAGAGCCAACAGGACACUCUAGCGUUUGUGAGAUGUAUGCAGAAACUACCCUUAGAGACAAUCCUGAGAGCAGAUGAUAAACUACAGUCUGAAAGACUAUCGAGUGGUAACCCUGGACAGUCAUAUCUCAACAGUAUCUCCAAACUACUCAACCCCGGUCCAACAGUCGAGGGGGAAGAUGACUUCAGGUUCCUCCCUAACUUCCUGACGUCCAAGCCCUCUGACUCCCUACAGAAGGGAGAUAUUGCCAAGGUGCCGUUGUUGACUGGCGUUACUAAAGAGGAAACCAGCACCAGUGCCAAGGGAGGUGGAAUUGCCACUCAACUCCUUGGUCAACUGGAAGCUACGGAAGAAGCAGUAGAAAGCCUGAUACCUCAGCUCCUCAACAUAAACUCAGGUAUCUUUGGCAACACCUCCCUGAAUCCCGUUCUAAGUCAACUGUUUUCCAACACUGGCUACCUGAAAGGUAUCACCUCCAGUUUAAACAGCUUAGCAAGUACUGUGGAUAAAAUCAUAGAGAUGACAACAGACGCUCUUUUCAAUCUCCCGGCGUUCCUCUCCUCGCAGUCUUGGUCUAAGAAAGACAAAGUCUACUUGUACAGGUUUGAACAUGAAUCUCAGACUUCUACUGCAGACGACUUCCUGCAGGACUACCCCUUGACUCAGCAGAAGGAAGACAAACCUGUGCCAGGUGUGGGACAUGGUGAUGACUUGAUCUACCUAUUCGACCUCAAAUCUGUGGAUGGAAAACCGUUGUUUGGAGGAGAAUUGACUGAUCCCCACGACAUCACAGUUAGAGAGCACUUCACUGAUAUGGUGGCUGAAUUCUGUAAAACUGGAUUGCCCAAGAUCUCUGGUCGCAGCCUAAAGCCGUUCACUGCAGAAGGAGGAGACUACGUUAUCAUCAAUGAGACACCAAAGGAGGCCCGUGGCUUCCGCAAAUGUCAGAUGGGUCUGUGGGCUGGACUUACAGAGGUCCUCAAAUCAGCUGAGUGUAGUUUCCUUCAGCUGGGUGAUGUACUUAACAAUGUUGUAACUGACAACUUACAAAAUGUAACUGUCAAGGCCACAGAUACACUGGUCCAGCCGGCUACUGGCUUGGCUAAUGGACUGAACAACACGGCUACCUCGUUGACCGGAGGAUUAACCGGAUUGAUUGGGGGUAAAAAACCUGCUCAAGGAGCGACCACGAAGAAACCCUCAAACUUUCUAGGUCUGGGAUAGAGCAUAAGUGUAUAUUGUUGUGAUCGUAUUGAUGUACAACUUUGAUUUAAUUGUAUGACGCUCAAUGUAUGUUAAUAUACUUUUUAAUGUUUA
Molecule: messenger RNA, 2347 nt
Organism: Macrosteles quadrilineatus (aster leafhopper)
Lineage: Eukaryota; Metazoa; Arthropoda; Insecta; Hemiptera; Cicadellidae
Product: carboxylic ester hydrolase
Exons: 12
Coding region: 71-2254 (727 amino acids)
Source: RefSeq, a predicted model, not a curated record